Molecule: messenger RNA, 1596 nt
Organism: Nerophis lumbriciformis (worm pipefish)
Lineage: Eukaryota; Metazoa; Chordata; Actinopteri; Syngnathiformes; Syngnathidae
Source: RefSeq, a predicted model, not a curated record
AUGGGGAGCACCGGCAAGGUGUUAGGAUUCUUCAACAGGAGACAAAGUCUCUUCCCCAACUACAAAGUUAAAGGUUCUGACGUUAAUCGAAGAUCUUCGGAGAUUGUUUAUCCAUCAGCAAAGGAGAGCUGCGUGAGGACAUGGAACUCUUUGCAAGAGCUGAGCAAAGACAUCUAUGACAUCUAUGCCGAAUACGAAGAUGAAGAAGAUGAUGCCCAGCAUGGCAUCUCCAGACAGAUUUCCCCAUCCAAGAAUUAUACUAUCAACAUCAAUGUAGGUGGGACGCCCUUCCAAAUUGCCUACAAGAUGGCAGCCAGGUACCCCAAGACCAGAAUUGGACGACUGGCCACUUACACCGACCACAAUAUGAAACUGGACCUAUGUGACGACUUUAAUGUGACCAGCAAUGAGUUCUUCUUUGACAGAGACCCUGAUAUCUUUCACAGCAUCUUUAAUUUCUACCGCACUGGCGUAUUGUGGAUCAAGGACGAACUAUGCCCCCGCAACUUUCUGGAGGAGAUCAACUACUGGGGAGUGAGGAUCAAGAACACCCACCGUUGCUGCCGAAUCUCCUUCGAAGAGAGACAGGACGAGCUGAACGAACAGCUGAAGAUCCAGCGAGAGCUGGAAGCUGAGGUGGAGAUCGAGGAGAAUGAAGCACUCUUCCAAGACAUGUUCAUGGGCCAGAGGCGGCGAGCUAUCUGGAACUUAAUGGAAAAGCCAUUUUCUUCAGUCAAGGCCAAGCUAAUGGCAGUGACCUCCAGUCUGUUCGUCCUGAUCUCACUUGUUGCCAUGACAUUGAACACAGUGGAGGAGAUGCAGUACAGAGCUCACAUGGGGCAGCUCAGUGGUAAGACCUACUGGGAGUAUGUAGAAUCACUGUGCAUUGCCUUCUUCACCAUGGAGUAUCUGCUACGUCUGGUAUCCACCCCUGACCUCAAAGCCUUCAGCAGAAGUGUGCUCAACACUGUGGACCUGAUUGCUAUUCUGCCUCAGUACCUCCAGGCCAUCCUGGAAUUCUUUGACAACAAGGAAAACUACAUGAAGCAUGAGGCUGACAUACAAGCUGUGGGGCAGGUUGGAAAACUCGGGCAAGUCCUGCGUAUUAUGAGACUGAUGCGAAUCUUUCGCAUCCUGAAGCUAGCGCGACACUCCACAGGCUUGCGGGCAUUCGGCUUCACUCUGCGACAGUGCUACCAACAAGUCGGCUGCCUAUUCCUCUUCAUCGCCAUGGGGAUCUUCAGCUUUUCAGCUAUGGUGUACACUGUGGAACAUGACAUGCCGCAAACAAACUUCACCAGCAUUCCUCAUGCAUGGUGGUGGGCAUCUGUCAGCAUCUCGACGGUGGGCUAUGGCGAUGUUUACCCAGAGACCAUCCUGGGCCGUCUGUUUGCUUUCAUCUGUAUUGCUUUUGGAAUCAUCCUCAAUGGUUUGCCCAUUUCCAUUCUCUUCAACAAGUUCUCAGACUACUACUCCAAACUGAAGUCCAACCAGUACACAGCCUCCCUGAAGAAUCGAGGGAAAGUGAGGUUCGCCAAGAGGUCAGCACAGAAGCUCAACGACUGCUUUGGAAUAGGCCACCGCCAUGCAGACUAA